Musca vetustissima is the source of this 4312-nucleotide messenger RNA. It is a transcript of the gene bin3, whose product is annotated as 7SK snRNA methylphosphate capping enzyme bin3. Gene Ontology annotation, biological process: snRNA modification. The transcript is spliced from 5 exons. The record is from RefSeq and is a predicted model, not a curated record. The coding region runs from base 44 to 4312 and encodes 1422 amino acids. Lineage: Eukaryota; Metazoa; Arthropoda; Insecta; Diptera; Muscidae. Gene Ontology annotation, molecular function: O-methyltransferase activity; RNA methyltransferase activity; snRNA binding.
AGGUGCAAUUGUCGAUGUUGAUGGAAAACCGACAUCUGCUUCAAUGCCCUUGGCAACAAAUAAAUUAAAAUCACAACAACAACAGCAGCAACAUCAUCAAUUUCGUGCACCACAACAAUUUGUUAAACACAAGAAAGCUUCCUCUUCAACAUCGUCAUCAGCAACAACAACAGCAACUGCCACAUCCAACGUCUCAAGUCUCAAUAACAACAAAAAGAACAAAUGCUGGAAUAAACGCCAAAACAGAACUGCCAAACACAAUGCUGGUGGUUCCAGCAGCAACAACAGCAGUGGUUGUGGCCCCCAAACCGCUGCCACCGCAAACAAUGCAAAUUCACCGCCCAAAUCCACACACAGCUCCAUGGCUGAGGAGAAGCCUGGCUUAACCAAAGCCGAUGUUGAGAAUAUUCAAAAUUUAAAGAAUCAAGGGCACAAUUACUAUCACAAUUAUCCGCAUCCGCACUACAACAACAAUCACCAUGGCCCUGGUGGUGGUGGCGGCGGAGGAGGCAUUGGAAAUAUGCCGCCUAAUGACAACCGUUUAGGCUUGCCAUUAUCAUCGGCCGAUAAAUUGGGUUAUGGUCAUGGCCAUUUAAAGACACAACAACAACCAUUGCAUAAAAAGCCUCUGCCAUCACAUCGCGGCGGUGGAGGAGGAAGUGGUGCUGCAGGUGGCGGUGGCCAUAACAAUCAUCAUCAUCAUCAUAUUUUGUGUGCUGGUUCGGCACACAAUACAAUGGGUUCAGGCGUGGGAAAUAAUGCCGGCAGUGGUACUGGCGUCAAUGCCAACAACUUGUCCUGCUGUCACAUAAAUGGUUGUGGCAGCCACAUGGGCAAGGAUAAUCAAGCUUUAAACAACAACUCCAACCCCAAUAAUUCAUCGGCAUCGAUACAUUAUUGCUGCCUACGUUCCAAGUUCUUUUUGCCGGACAAAAGGCCACGUAAAGGCAAUUUUAUACCGCCCACAAAGUUUCUCUUGGGCGGCAAUAUUUCAGAUCCGCUGAAUUUGAGUUCACUGCAGAAUGAAACGGGCGAUACAUCAAUCAAAAUAACUCCGGCCACAACACCACGCCAAUCGCCCAUUACCACACCGCCCAAGGUAGAGGUUAUUAUACCGCCCAAUAUACACGAUCCCCUGCAUCUCUUGGAUCCCGUUGACUCAACGGAAUAUGAAAAGCAACUGACUUCGCCCAUGAAGAGAGGCGUGGUCGGAGGUGGUGGCGGUAUUUUGGGUUUACCCACAGCUGGUGUAGGAGGGGCCAUUAUUCUGGGUCUACGUGGAGGACAAACUAGCAAAUCGCACAAACAUCGUCAUCGCAAGAAUCGCAAACCGAAACGUAAACGCUACGACUCUUGCAACUCGACCACAAGCACAUUGGGCGAUGCGCUCGACGACAUAACGCCAAGUGCUCUGAUCAAUGCCUCGACAUCAACUGAAAAGGGUUUGCUUUCGGUUUCGUUGGAGGCAGCUGAAAACAAAAGCCAAGACCAAAACAACGAAGGCGGCGUUAGUAGUAGUGGUGGUGACGACGACGACACCGAAAGGCCGGAGCGUAAUUUAUGUUCACCACAAGAGCAGCUCUCACUUUCACACAGCACUGCUGACACAAAGGUCGCCAAUAUCGACGUGGAUACAAACAGCCACCAAGCCAAGUCGCCAACACCGACACCCAUGGUGGCACAAGUGGCACAGGAGUCAAUUGAUGGUAGUGGUGCUGGUAUGGUUGGUAGUGUUAGCACCACCACCGCUGCCGUUGGUUUUGGAGAGCUGAGAGAACGCGCAUGUCGAGAUUUGCGUUUGGAUUUGAUAUCCACCACAGGUAGCAACUCGUGUGGUAACUCUGUGGUUAGUAGUACAGGUGGCUGUAGCGGCGGCGGCGGUAGGAAAAGAAAAAUAAGUGAGAGCAACAAUUCACAAAAGUCCAAGAAAUAUUUCCGCAAUGAUUCCAUGGAUAAGAUUGUCAGCCCCGUUGUUCCCCAGCCGGGUGCUUGGAAAAGACCACCAAGGACAACAGCCUCUGGAGCACGCAAAUCCUCAAAUAGACGUUCGCGAUCGAUAAGUGAGAGCACUAUUGCUGAUCUAAGUCCUGUCGAAGAAAAUGCCAAAGCUUUAGUAGAAGAAAUACCCCGCGAUGACACCCCUGAUUUAAUGAAGGUCGAUUCGACAUCAGAAUUCAGCACAUUGCUUGGUAGCCCCUUGAGCACCGCUUCUGGUGGUACAUCUAUAAAUGCUGGUGAAGGCGAUAAUAUGGCAGAUCUUUUAAAUGAAACUGCCGAUACUAGCAAUGCCUUAAAAUUGGCGGAAAAUGUCAAGAAGGAAAUGGAUUCCAUGACAGUGUCCACAGUGAAGAACAUCAAACCGAAAUUUCUACCGGAUGGCAGUAAAUAUCGUUAUGGCAAUUACGAUCGCUAUGCCGGUCUCCGACAUUUAAAUGAAUUCAUGGAUAUUCGCCUUCAAGUUUUCAUGCAAUAUCCCGAAUUGUUUAAGAACAAGGACAUUUUAGAUAUUGGCUGCAAUGUUGGCCAUAUGACCAUAUCGGUGGCACGGAAAUUGGCUCCCAAGUCGAUUUUGGGAAUUGAUGUAGACAAAGAAUUAAUAGCCAGAGCCCGGCGGAACCUGGCCAUGUAUGUACGGAUACCGGUGGAGGCGAUAAAAAAGGAGAAUGUAGAGGCCUCAUCGGAUGCAGAUGUCAAGAAUAAAGAUAAAAAUGUCAAAGCCAAGCCAGGAAGGCGUAGACGUAAAAAGAAAAAGAAUCGCAUGGAUAUAAGUCAGCAGCGCAACAACAUGAAUUGGGGUCACUUCCAACAUCACCAUGCUAUGCAUUAUCCACAUCACCAUCAUCAUCAUCACCACCAUCAUCAUCACCACCACCAUCAUCACCCGCACGGUAGUAUUGCCACAGAGCAGAUCUGUACCAAACUUGAUGCCACAGAAUUCUUUCCCAUAUCAUUUCCGCUGUGCUAUGGUGGAAUAACCCAGUCCACAGUAAAAAUGGCUAGUCCCCAAAAUCUAGAAUCUCAAUCACCUGCCUCAACCAGUACUAGUGUCAGUACGACAACUAAAAGUACACCUGGACAUCCAGCAAGUGGUAGUGGAGGAGGUGGUGGUGGCGGAGUCGGUGGUGCAGGGAACAAACAAUGCAGCCAAAAUUCGUCGACGACAAAUGUCCGAACACAAAUUUCAAAUUCGAAAAAUGAAUUUCCCCAAAAUGUAUUCUUUCGUCAGACGAAUUAUGUACUCAAAGAUGAAAAUCUCCUGGCCAAUGAUCCGCAGCAAUAUGAUCUCAUAUUAUGUUUAUCGGUAACGAAAUGGAUUCAUUUAAAUUUUGGUGAUACCGGUUUGAAAAUGGCCUUUAAACGGAUGUUUAAUCAGCUGAGGCCAGGUGGAAAACUAAUCCUGGAAGCGCAAAACUGGGCUAGCUAUAAGAAAAAGAAGAAUUUAACGGAGGAAAUCUAUAACAAUUACAACAACAUUGAAUUCUUCCCCAACAAAUUCCAUGAGUAUUUAUUGAGUUCUGAAGUGGGUUUCAGUCACAGCUACACCUUGGGCAUACCAAAACAUUUGAGCAAAGGCUUUAGUCGACCUAUACAGCUCUAUGCCAAAGGCGAUUAUACACCAAAUCAUGUGAGAUGGUCAGAUGCCUAUUAUCCACAAACACCAUUUGAGGCAUAUCGUGGUAUUUAUGCAACAAUGCCACCACGGCCUACAGGAAUGCAAUCCUCCUAUCCUCUACUGUCCUCGACAAGAUCACAAAACUACGAUACACCACAAUAUACGGGAGGAGGCUCCGGUCCAUACAGCUGUCGUCAGACACCAAUGCAUCAACCCUCAACAUCCCAAUACUACAAUCCCUUGGAAUCGGAUUCAUACCAGCCCUCUUAUGAUAUGGAAUAUUUGAAUCAUAUGUAUGUAUUUGCAUCACCUCUGUAUCAGACGGUGUGGUCACCACCAACCAGUAUGCGUAAGAGCUCAUCACACACUCCCGUUUUCGGUAGUGUUCGAGAUGCUGAAUUGGAGGGCGAUGGCAAUGCCAUGCCUGGUGGUAGUUACCAUCGACAUGUAUACCCUCCAAAUGAUGAAAUUUCAUCACCAAAUGCCAAUUCCGGAAAUGCUUUCAAUUCCAUACGAGAUCCCGACACGGAUGAUUCCAACCAACAAAGACCACAUGUUUAUGCCACCAACUGUGGCGAAAGUUCAUCAUCGCCACAUCCGCAUGGCGGCAUGAAUCCCAGCGACACUGAAGCUGUGGAUGAAAGUUUAAUGCUCGAUGAUGAGAGUCGAACCAAUUGUUGUGAUUUAAGCGAAGCUUAA